Cavenderia fasciculata is the source of this 1167-nucleotide messenger RNA. RefSeq lists its product as uncharacterized. The transcript is spliced from 2 exons. The record is from RefSeq and is a predicted model, not a curated record. Bases 1 to 1167 code for a protein of 388 amino acids. Lineage: Eukaryota; Evosea; Eumycetozoa; Acytosteliales; Cavenderiaceae.
AUGGAUGGAAGACAUUUUAUGAUUAACCAAAUAAAUAGAAGAAAUGAAAUUAUCCUUUCUUAUAUACAUUUAUUUUCAAGGAUUCCAUUUCGAAAUGAUAGUAAAGGGGCAUGCCCAGGGAUUCCAACAGAAUGUACAGGUAGAGGAACAUGUAAUGGUACUGAAUGCACAUGUAAUUCACCUUGGACAUUUUCUGAUUGUACAGAUUUAUUACCACAAUUUGUCAAUACUUCAAACACUGGUCUUUCUUUUGGUGGGUUGGCUGUCAAGGUUGGAUUCUAUAUUAAAGAUGUUGAUUAUUUCGGAGUCACCCGUAAUUUCUUUACAUUGUCACUUGACACGAUGACUUUGUUAUCCAACUCGUCUUCAUCCAAUUACACUGAAUCUUUGUACUCUGCCACUAUAGUGUCUACUACUACUCCUAUAAACACCGGAUUAGUUCAAGUAGCAGUUAGAAAAUACACACAAGAUACUGUUGUCUUCACAGCUAGAGGUACCACUGAAAACUAUGUCAUCUCCAAAAACACAGUCUCCUAUGUCUUGUCAUUUAGUGGUUACCAAACACUAUCUUCAACCAAUUACUUUAGAGUCAAUGUAUUUGCUAUGAUUGACUCGGGUGUUGCCAUCUCCAAUCCAAUAUCCUCUUAUGAUAUUGAAUCUGGUUCAAUAUAUUCCUAUAAAUGGGCAAAUAUGACACCUGUAACCACCACAACGAAUGGAGCAUCACUUACUUUUCGUGCAAUUAGUAUUGGUGUCACUGGAAAUGAUCCUCUUUCCCAAUACUCACCAACAUUAUUUGACUAUUCCCCAUCGUCCUCACAAGCACCAUCCACCUCUUUUGUCUAUGCUAGAUAUAUCUAUUCAGUUAAAGAAGAUGUCAAUUCAUCAAUCUCAUUUGAUUUUAGUAUUAUUGGUAGUGGUAGCUCAAGUACAACUACUGAUUCAACCUCUGCCACCACCACCACAUCAACUACAACAGACUCCACAUCUACCACUAGCACAACGACUGGAUCAUCCACUAAUUCAACUGGUUCAACUACAACGAGUACAACUACUGGAUCAACAACAACAACUAAUGGUAAAGAUCCAAGUACAUCAUCACAUUUGAAUCCAUUCACACCUGUACUAUUUAUUUUAUCAUUCAUCGUUUCACUUUUAAUUAUUUAG